GCUCUCCAGCGGCCAUUCAAUUCAAACACGCACCGCACCAUGUUGCUACGUCUUACCACAGCGUUUCUUUCCGUAGCUGCGGCUGCAGCUCUCACGCCCGAGGAUGUCCUGAGUGCGCCCCGACGGUCCGCCGCGGAAGCUAAUAGUGGCGGGACAUUGGCGGUAUAUUCAAGCUCGACGUACUCCUUCACGGAGCACAAGCAGUCCCGAUCCUGGAACCUACUCGACCUCUCUACCGGCGCUUCAUCUGCGCUCUUCCCGCACAGCAACCUCAAGACCGUAUCAUGGGUUUCGGACGACAGUCUGCUAUUCACCAACGUCACGGCCUCAGACGGGACGACGAGCUUCUGGAUCGCGCCGACGAGCCAGAACGAGACGGGCAUCUACAAGGCCGCGACGGUGGACGGGCCGGUGUCGGAUCUGCAGCUGCUGCCGCUGAAGGACACCGUGCACUUCGUCUUCUCGUCGCUCGCGAGCCCGAACGGCACUCUCUACAACCCCGCGAAGGCGCACGCGCCGCACGCAAGCGGGCAGGUGUACGAAUCCCUCUUCGUGCGGCACUGGGACGCCUACACCACCGCGGAGAAGUCGUCCCUCUUCUCAGGCACGCUCUCCCUCACCUCCUCUCGCUACACCUCCACGUCCUCACCAACCAACCUGCUCCCCCCCUUCUCGGGGCUCGAGUCCCCCGUCCAGCCCUUCGGCGGCGCAGCGGACUUCUCCAUCUCCCCCGACGGGCGGCGCGUAGCCUUCGUAUCCAAGACCCCGGGGCUGAACCCCGCAAACAACACGCAAUCGCUCGUGUACGUCGUCCCGCUCGACGGGUCGCGGAAGCCGCAGCCUCUGAACCUGCCCGUGGGACAGGGGAGCCCGCAGGGAGCCUCAUCCGCCCCCGUGUUCUCCCCCGAUGGCAGGGCGAUCGCGUUCCUGCAGAUGGCAAUGAACGGGUAUGAGGCUGAUAGGAAUCAGAUAUAUAUCUCGCGGCAGGGGCCGGGCGGGGUUGGUGGGGGGGCCAGCACAGCGGCGAUUGCGAUUGCGGGGGCGUGGGACGUCUCCCCUGGCACGCUGCAGUGGCAUCCAGACGGCAAGCACGUAUUCGCGACGGCGGACAGCGUGGGGCGGCACAAGCUGUACCGCAUAUCUGUUUCCACCGGGGUUGCAGAGGAGGUAUGGGAUCGUCACUCCGUCUCCGGCUUCCAGUUCCUGUCUGGAGGAGACAAGAUGCUGCUGCAUAUGAGCUCGCUCACUGCUUCGCCCGGCAACUUUAUCCUCGAUACUAGCAAUAAGAGCAUGAAGGCGCUGCAGGAGCAGCCAGAACAUGAGAAACACCUGAACAACGGACAGGUAGAGGACUUUUGGUUUGCCGGAGCGAAUGGCGGGAAGGUCCAUGGCUUCAUUGUCAGGCCCAGCGCCUUCGAGAAGGGCCGGAAGUACCGCAUGGCGUUCUUCAUCCACGGCGGUCCUCAGGGCGCCUGGCUCGACAGCUGGAGCACGCGGUGGAACCCGGUACUAUUCGCAGAGCAGGGCUGGAUCGCGAUAGCAGUAAACCCAACGGGCAGCACGGGGUACGGACAGGCGUUCGUGGACGGGAUCCAGGGGCAAUGGGGCGGAAAGCCGUACAUCGAUCUGGAGCUCGCAGUGAAGUAUUUGCAGACCGAGCAUGAGGCGAGAGAUUAUAUCGACUUCGAUAACGCCGUCGCCCUGGGCGCAUCGUAUGGUGGAUACAUGAUAAACUACCUGCAAGGCCUCCCGCUCGGGCGCAAAUUCCGGGCUUUAGUGUGCCACGAUGGCGUCUUCAGCACGCUGAACCAGUACUCGUCGGAGGAGCUGUACUUCCCGCAGCACGACUUCGAAGGCACGCUCUGGAGCAACCGCGCGGGCUACGAGCGCUGGGACCCGGCACGCAACAUCAAGCACUGGAAAACGCCGCAGAUGAUCAUCCAUGGUGAGCGAGACUACCGGCUCCCUGUCAGCGAGGGCCUCGCCGCUUUCAAUGUGCUCCAGGAACUCGGAAUACCCUCCAGGUUUUUGCAUUUUCCGGACGAGAAUCAUUGGGUGCUGAAGCCAGAGAAUUCGCUGCAGUGGCAUACCGAGGUGCUGGAGUGGAUCAAUAGGUGGACCACGAAGGAGGGGGAGGACAGUAACCCCCCGGCACAAGACAAGCAGGAGACGGUUGCGCAAGGCCAACUGUCGCAAGAACUGUAGGACAGCGGUGCCGCCAGUCGUCAGCGGCAAGGUGUAAGAAUGAGUAGGUACCAAGCGUGUAUAUUUCCUAGUGUAAGUUGCUAUGAUACGAGUAACGAGUAAAGUAAAGUAAAUGACAACCCCAAUCCAAUCCGAUC
Tricharina praecox is the source of this 2342-nucleotide messenger RNA. Its product is annotated as Alpha/Beta hydrolase protein. The transcript is spliced from 6 exons. Bases 40 to 2205 code for a protein of 721 amino acids. The record is from RefSeq and is a predicted model, not a curated record. Gene Ontology annotation, molecular function: serine-type endopeptidase activity. NCBI's taxonomy places the organism in Eukaryota, Fungi, Ascomycota, Pezizomycetes, Pezizales, Pyronemataceae. Gene Ontology annotation, biological process: proteolysis.